Molecule: messenger RNA, 5576 nt
Organism: Rhagoletis pomonella (apple maggot)
Lineage: Eukaryota; Metazoa; Arthropoda; Insecta; Diptera; Tephritidae
Product: Ig-like and fibronectin type-III domain-containing protein 2
Exons: 18
Coding region: 78-4718 (1546 amino acids)
Biological process (GO): cell-cell adhesion
Molecular function (GO): protein binding
Source: RefSeq, a predicted model, not a curated record
GGCUAACUUAGUGAAGCUCAGACCAGGCGCAGUGAUUUCGACCUCACACAAAACUCUACGAAAGGUGACCCUUAUUAAUGGAAAUAAUGUUAAAGCUGCUGGUGGUACUUACAACAUCAACAUGCUUAUUUUCGACUGUUAAUUCCGGAGUACCAAUCGCUACUGGCGGCCCAUCGCUAAUCUACGAAGGUAAAGACGCGCUGCUCACAUGUGUUGUAUCAGAGAACCGAGCCAAUCACACAGUGAUAUGGAAGAAAUCCGACGAAAUACUCACAGCCGGUAUGGUGAGAGUGACGAGCGACACACGCAUCAGCGUGUUGCAUGAUGAGAGUGAGUGGAAAAGGGAUCCCAAAGGUCUUGAGUCUGGUGGGGAGGUAUGGGUGUUGCUUGUCAAGCGACUUACCACCGAGGACUCGGGUAGUUAUAUUUGCGAGCUAAAUUCAGAACCGGUCUUGCGUAGUAUACACAUACUAAACGUCAAGCAGCUACCCUCUAAUGGCGGCAACAUCACUACCACUACAGAGUCGAGUGAUGUGUACCUCGUGCCGCCACCGUUCGAUGCCACCGACAAUCGCUCGUUUUGGCGUGCGCCCACGGUCGCGCCGCAGAUCACCCACGACUUCACUGAGUGCUGUGAGCGCGCCAAUAUCAGCGCCGAAUGCAUGGGCUUCUGCAAUGUGCACAACAUCAUAGACGGCACGACAGGCAUCGAGCCGGAGGCCUGUGAGAAGGACUUCCCUAACAUCGUACGCUGCAUGGCCGAUGGUCGCAAUCACGUGCCUUGCUGUGUAGAUAAACAAAUACCUGAUCUGUGUCAAGAUAUGUGUCGCGGUGAGUAUACACCUUUCACGGAUUUGCUGAAGACGCGCGUCUCCUGUGUGCACCACACGCUAAGCGGACUUCAGUGCAUACUACAGGGUGUGCAGAAUAUACCCAGCACACCAACGGGCGUCACAGUCGAUCAUGUCUCAGAGACGCGUGUCACCGUGCAUUGGUACGAACCGGAAAAGUUGGCGCAUAAGGUUAAAUUUUACAGUGUCAAUCUAACAGCGCUGCAUAGCUUCGAUGAGGACGAAGUGUCCAAUGUGUAUGCGUGGAAGAAGCGCCCAAUCGAGCAGACUAUCAUACGCACCGUGCCCGUAAAUCAGACCUCACUUAGCUUGCAGGAUCUCACGCCGCUCACAAUGUACGCAAUCGUGGUGACGGCGCACAACGAAUAUGGCUCGAGUUUGCCCAGCGAACGUUUGCGUGUUUUCACGCACACAAGUGAGAUACUUACACCCAUGCCUAGUGAUGAUGCAGAAGCAUCGGCUUCGGUGGAAUCCGUCAUGCCAGACUUACCCAAUAUACGCAGUUGUUGUGAGACAAAUGGCAUGACGCAUCGCAUGUGUCUGGAUAAAAUGUGCGAUCCACAGAAGACCGAUCUCGCUACGCUACCCGAUUUUAUGGUUUGCGCGCCUUGGUCCAACAUCACUUUCACUUGUCUGGCCAAUAAGAUGGAUCACACACCCUGUUGUCGAGCGCGUGGCAUACCGGCGGUCUGCUUUCCGCUUUGCUCGGGCAAGAUCUCAACGUUGGACUUUAGUCUUUUCAAGUGCCUGCGGUUCAUGUCCGAGUACAGCAGCUGUCUGUUCCAGGGUUACGGCGUGCUGGCAGAUCCACCUUCGAUAAUACGCACGGUAGCUAAGGCGGAUAGUUUCAUCAUUUUAGACUGGAACAAACCAAACCGGUUGGCUGAAACUAUAAGUACCUACCAUGUGAAGUUUAGGCGGCUGGGAGAAGGCGACGACUAUCUGACAGUAGUGAAGAAAAACCCACCACUCAUACUGGAAGGUCUCGAACCCGAAGUCUAUUACGAAUUCUAUGUAGUCUCAGUGAACCAAUAUGGUAAGAGUGAACCUUCGCCACGGCUCAUCACACGCACGCAGCCCGCUGAAGCGGUGGAUGAGCCAGAACCGCGCUACAAUAUGACAAAAUGCUGUCAGGCUUCCGGUCUGUUGCCACAAUGCGCGCCACUCUGCUCGUACAAUAUAAAAUUGUCGGAUAUUGAAAAACUUGGACCGGCGUGUAGAGCGCAAAUGCCUGUCAUUGUACGCUGUGCCGCCGGCGGACGCGACCAUACGCCCUGCUGUCAGCGUCGCGGCGUACCCACUGCUUGCAUGUCCAUCUGUCGCGGCGUCAUGCCGCUUGCCGCCAAUGGUGGUGGCAGCAAUAGUGGCGCCUUGAGUGGCAGCAGUUAUAGCGGCAACAACGGUACGACCUCCAGUGAUUGUUUAUCUUAUGCGGGCAAUAUCUUGCAGUGCAUCGAAGAGGGCACCGAAAGCAUACCCGGCCCUGCUGAAGAUGUCCACGCCACGGCAGUAACAAACACAACCAUCAAUCUGACCUGGCGGCAACCAGGCUACGAGGCAAGCGCCUCUACAUCCACCGCACCCGCAGCCGCAUCAUCACCAGCACCAGUCAAUGAAGAAGAUUCCUAUAGCAGCGCGAAUAAUGGCGACAGCAGCAAAUCCUCCACCACUAAUGACAUUGCCACGGCCAGCGAUGCGUCCACUGCUGCUGCUACCACAGCUGAUGAUGAUAUCGAUUUUAUCGUGCAAUAUGGCAAAGUCAAUAACAUGACCCUCUAUGAGACGGUGGCAAAACUGGAAAAUGAAUUGACCACAAACGAGACCGGCAUUGUACUGACAAAUUUGGAGCCGCACGCAUUGUAUCGCAUUACGGUGGUGACGCGCGGACGCUAUGGCACAGCUUUGCCAUCUUCGAUGUUGCUGAUCAAUACGACUGAUGAUGAGAAUGCUAAAUUCAGCAAUAAUACCUUUGGUGCGCCCUCACCGCCACAUUCGCUGUCGAUUACAUCACACAGCGCAACCUGGAUGCAAUUGACAUGGCAGCCACCAGAGUAUUCACAUCCGCAUGAGAAGAUUAGCUACAGAGUCUACCACAAACCAAUGAAAUCGGAGAAAUUUGUUAAAAUCGAAACCAAAGUAGCAUGGCUGCGCAUGAGCAACCUGAAACCCAGUUCCCAGCAUAUCCUCUACGUCGAAGCUGUAGGUGAGCACGCUAUAUCGCUGCCUUCCGAGACGCUCGUGGCAUGGACCGAUCCCGCACUACCAGCUUUUGUGGAUCCACCCACUGUACACCCAGCUGACAAUAUACCCGAAGGCGGUUCGAUGACUAUACUCUGUCUGGCUCUGGGUAAUCCAGCGCCCACAAUUUCACUCUACGUCGGCGGACAUUUGGUGCGACAGGACACUUCAAGGCACAUGGUCACAGUGAUACACAACGUCAGCGCCGAUAUGGAGCAUAUUUCCUGCUAUGCAGACAAUGGUUAUGGUGUGCCAAUGCAGGCCGCUAGGCGCGUGAAUAUUUGCUAUGCACCAAAAAUUACCGCCGCUGGCAUCACCGUCGCUUCUUUGGGCGAUGAGGUCGAGCUGCGUUGCACAGUCGAUGCGAAACCUACACCAAAGACAAUCUUUUGGCGUGAUCAUGAUGGCCGCGUACCCGUUAUACAGGGUGGUCACUUUGAUAUCUCCACCAAAAUGAACGAAUCCCAUCCCAAUUUGUACACCAUGUCACUGCGUAUCAACAAAAUGCAGGCGAACGAUGUUGGCGAUUACUUUUGCCAUGCUGAGAAUGCUUUCGGUUCCUCUACGACGCCUGUUUCGGUGCGCAUACGCACUACGCCGGCAUUUGGACGCAAUGUCUCUGAGUGUUGUCGCCAAAUGAAUGUCUCGCUGGCCUGCCGUGCCGCUUGCAGUUAUUAUGUGGACAUAGAAGCGAUCGCCGAUAAACCGGAAUGUAUUGUGGACUUUGAUAAGUUGAUGAAAUGUGCGGCUGAUGGUUCGGAUCAUCGUAGCUGCUGCGCGGAUGCAAAUGUUCCGCGGAAGUGUUUGAACUGGUGUCGUGGCGAUGCGGUGCGAUCGAAGGAGGUUUGUAGCUUGCAAUAUGCGCGUACGAUCGUCGGCUGUUUUGAAACGAAUAGAGAAAAGCUGCCAGGACCGCCAGAGAAUAUUGCAGUUAGUGUGGUGUCCGAUAGUAAAGUGAUGAUUAGAUGGGAUCCACCACAAAAGAACCCCAACGUCGUUGAAGGCUAUCGAAUAUUUUAUCAUGAGGCAGCCAUUCUCGCACCCGACUCCAGCGAGUCCAGCGGUGAUGGCCUUGGCUACAAUGUUACGAGCAUACAAAAUACAACCGAAAUAAGACGUCUCGAUGUAAAGGAUACCACAGUAAAUAUUGAGGGACUGAAAAGGGAUGUACUCUAUGAACUGGUAGUGAAAGCUGGCAAUUCUUUUGGUGCCAGCGUUCUUACCGAACCAGUUAAAUUUACUUUGGGCGAUCAUCAUGUCACCUCGGCGACAACAUAUUCGAAUGCUGUUGGCACAAUCAGCGGCAUUGUGGCGAGCAUUUUGGCUGUCCUCUUAGCUGCGGCAGCCAUUAUAUUCUAUCGUCGUCAUCGUGCACAUAACGGUAAGGCCGGUAAUGGUGUGGCUUUUGAGAAUCCAACGUAUACGCGUGGUCUGGAGCAAGUGCAGCUACCCACAGUGACAUCUGCCAUCACGCAUGCGGGCUCCACCGCCCAACCAGCGCCGCGUGAGGGCAUUGUCAACGAUGCGAAUGCGGACGCGCACACCCAAUGCAACGAAAUAAAUCCAACAAUUUAUGAAGAGCUCAAACUUGGCCAAGAAGGUGCUGGAUUCAAGAAACUUGUGCCAUAAAUGCCAAAAUGUGCAAUAAAACUCAAACACGCACAAACAAACAAACACACACACACACCCACAGAGACACACACUUGUGGAAAAAACCGAGUACACGCACAGUCAACAUAAAAUAAACAAAGCGACAGAAGCCACAGAGUUACAAACAAAUAAAAAAUUGUCUCUCAGCUAACGGUGCAAGCAACAGUUAGCUACCGCAUAGUUCAUACAUACAAACAAACGGAAUAUCAAAGCUAACAAAAAACAUGCACACGCACAUAUACACCCAUAAACUUCCACACACACUCGUAGUUAGCAGCUGUUGGUAUUUGUAUUUGUAAAUUGUAUUGCGUUGUAAUCUGUGCAUUUGACGCUAGCUCGCUCACCUAGGCGUAUACGUAACUUUUAACAUGUAGAACAAAGAAUAAAUUCACUAAAAGAAAAAAAACCAAACAAAUAAGCAGUGAAAAAGCAUUAAAUGCUAUUCAACCAUAAAUUGUGAGAUAUGAAACAUAGUAGUUUUAACUUAAAAUAUAUUAUAACUAAAAUAGUAAAAAAGUCUUAAAAAAAUUCAUGUAUGUAGCUUAGCUUAAAAACAGGAAAACUAAGAAAAUAACCAAACAGAAAAGUACUAUAUGUAUUAAUAAAAAUCUACUUAUAAAUAAAUAAGCAACGUCCACAAAUCGGUUUAUCUCUUUAGCUUAAGUAGCAAGUACAUAUCGUUGCUAUUGUACACGAUAAGAAGCACCUAAACACACACACACAUACACAGCAACACACAAUAGCAACAAAUGUAUGCUUGAAUGUAAGCUUUUUAGCUUCGUUUGUAUAAAAAUGUAAUUUUAUUGUUUAUGAAUUGUAUAUGAAUGUAUUUGCUUU